UUAUUUUAAAUGUUUUUAUUGUUGAAAUCUCCCGCCCCCCAAAAAGAGGCAGUGUGGGAGUAAUAUUUCUUUCAACCAGCAGGUGGCGGUAUGAAACAAGGAAUCCGCAAAAGACCGAAGAAGAGCUCAUUUCCGUAGGCGGGACAUACAAACAGCAGGAAUGUUGCAGUGUUGAUUUUUUUCUUCUUUUUUUUGGUGAAACUCUGGGGUCUAAAGAUGAGUUCGUUCGCGGGUCGAAUGAAGGAGUAUCCCACCGUUUCUCUGGACCGGUUCGACAGAGAGAACCUCCACGCGCGUGCCUACUUUCUGUCGCACUGUCACAAAGAUCAUAUGAAGGGACUGAAAGGACCUCUGCUGAAGAGGAAACUGCAGUUCAGUCGCACCGUCCGCCUGUACUGCUCCUUUGUCACCAAAGAACUGCUGCUCAACAACCAGAAAUACUCUUUCUGGGAGGAAUACAUCGUUCCUCUGGAGCUGGAGAGCCCGACUCAGAUUUCCCUGGUGGACGAAGCGUCCGGAGAGAAAGAAGAGGUGGUGGUGACGCUGCUCCCUGCGGGUCACUGUCCCGGCUCCGUCAUGUUCCUGUUUGAGGGUUGCCGUGGAAACGUGCUGUACACGGGGGACUUCCGGCUGGCCGUGGGAGACGUGGCGAGGAUGGAGCUCCUGCACUCGGGAAGCAGGGUGAAGGACAUUCAGAGCGUUUAUGUGGACUCCACCUUCUACGACCCGCGCUUCUACCAGAUACCGUCACGGGAGGUCUGUCUGAAGGGCAUCUCGGAGCUGGUGGGGAACUGGAUCAGCCAGAGUCCGUAUCACGUGGUCUGGCUCAACUGCAAAGCUGCGUACGGAUACGAGUACCUGUUCACCAACCUGGGAGAAGAGUUCGGCACACAGAUCCACGUCAACAGUCUGGCCAUGUUCAAGAAGAUGCCGGAGAUCCUGAGCUACGUGACAACGGACCGCAGCGCCCGCAUUCACGCCUGCCGCCACCCAAAGGAUGAAGAGUUUUUCCAGGGGAACCGGCUGCCGUGUGGAUGCUCGGCGGCCGACGGGACCCCCCUCCGCAUCAUCAGCAUCAAACCUUCCACCAUGUGGUUCGGAGAGAGGACCAAGAGGACCAACGUCAUCAUUAGAACAGGAUCCAGUUCCUACAGAGCCUGUUUCAGCUUCCACUCCUCCUAUUCGGAGUUGAAAGACUUCUUGGCGUACCUCAAACCCGUGAACAUUUAUCCCAACGUCGUCCCGCUUGGUCGCUCUGAGACGGAGGUCACGCAGCUGUUGAGCCUGAUGUGUCGGAGCCGCUCCGAUCCUUCGGCCUUCGUCUACAAACCUCUGGGAGUGCUGAAGCGCGGCGCGGUGCGGCGGCCGGUCGGCGACUCUGAGAGCGACGACGAGCUUUUUGAAGGUUUGGACCUGGAACCGGUCAGGAAGCGGACGGCGCUGAACCAGGAGGCGGAGAAAGAGGACAUCCCUGGGGGAACAGCGCCCCCUGCCUCGGCGGCAUUGCCUCUCACGGUCGACAGCACGCCAUCUGCCCCACAGAACUACUUUGACUGCACCGAGUCCAACGGUGAAGACGAUGAUGAUGAAGAGGAGGGCAAAGGAGAUGCAAAGACGGAGCAAGAAAGCCAACAGGGCGGUCCGUCUGAGACGCCGAGGUGGGAAGAUUUCUUCUCUGCAGGGACGCUGACCGACAGCCAGAACAGCCAAUCGGGGCCCUGCUGCUCUGCCACAAGCCCCUCCCCCUCAGAUGCCACCGGCUCGCAGACGCCAGAACUGUUCAGCGAUGGAGAAGAAGCUCCAAACAAAGACUUCAACCUGACCCUAUCCGCCUCCACCUCCGCUCAUUCCUCGCAGAACUUGGACUCGCUGUUACCGGACACGGUGAUCCUCCGGCCCGAGCAAGCCGUCGCCCACCACAGUGUAGCCGACCAAUCAGAGCAAGCGGAGCUGUCCCAGGCCUCGUCAGACUUUGACAUUCCCUCCACGCCAGAGUCAAAGGCGCCACAGCCAGAAGAGCUGUCCCAGCUGUACAGGAAGUUAGCUUCAGCAGAGGAAGUGGUUGUCGGUAAAGGCUCCGUGUGACGGAAACGCCACCAAGACAGGAAACAGCUGUUCACGGCGCUGCUUGCAGGUUCAGAUGAUAGUUGUAUUUUUCCUGUCACUCAUCUUUAGAGGGUUGAGUUUCUGCUCUAAAGUUUGAAGAAGCCUCCAAACACGAUUGUCUGAAAAUAACCAAAAGCUGACAGCAGGAGGCGUGGCCACAGCUCAUGUUCAGAAUGUCCUUCAAAAUAAAGGAUGUAGAAUUCAUCACAGGAUUAAAGCAUCAAUGUUU
Oryzias latipes (Japanese medaka) is the source of this 2335-nucleotide messenger RNA. RefSeq names its product DNA cross-link repair 1C, PSO2 homolog (S. cerevisiae) (gene dclre1c). Lineage: Eukaryota; Metazoa; Chordata; Actinopteri; Beloniformes; Adrianichthyidae. Gene Ontology annotation, molecular function: damaged DNA binding; 5'-3' DNA exonuclease activity. Gene Ontology annotation, biological process: telomere maintenance; double-strand break repair via nonhomologous end joining; interstrand cross-link repair. The record is from RefSeq and is a predicted model, not a curated record.